Molecule: messenger RNA, 1620 nt
Organism: Strongylocentrotus purpuratus (purple sea urchin)
Lineage: Eukaryota; Metazoa; Echinodermata; Echinoidea; Camarodonta; Strongylocentrotidae
Product: NXPE family member 3
Exons: 5
Coding region: 1-1620 (539 amino acids)
Source: RefSeq, a predicted model, not a curated record
AUGGCAGAGGUCAUCAACGCCAAGACAUCGUAUAAGGUCAACGACACUCUACAGAUCCGCAUUACAGCAAGGGAUGUAAACAACGUCAUCAAGACUUGCGGAGGUGACUACUUCCGGGUCAAACUAUACACUGCAGAAACACAGUCAUCCUGGAGCAUUGACGUCACAAAUGACCUAGGAAAUGGUUCUUACAUUGCUGAUGUGACGUUACGAUGGCCUGGGAAGGUUGCAGUGAUUGUGACGUUGGUUCAUCCCAGCGAGGCUGUGAGGGUUCUGCGAAGGAUUCGAGACCUAGAGCCCGGUAGGAUGGUCUUCAAGGGGCGCUACCUGAAAACUCUUGACUCCGGGGUCGACAUCUCUGAAGAUGUUAUGUGCCUUCCAAAGGUCAUCCGUAAUCAAUCUCUUUGUAACUUCACGGAUGAAAGAUCAGGCUAUCCAUGGCUCUGUGUAGCGCCCUCUAAUAAGGCUUUAUCUUGUGAUGACUGGAAGCUGUACACGAUAGACCACAAUUUAUGCGAGAAGUACACGAUGAGGGCCGUCAGCAAGGAAGAGCUAACAAUAUUCCAGAUACAUAAGUUGCCUAUCAAACACCACCUUCCAACCAUCAACGUAGUUGGGGACUCUAACAACUGGAAGAAGAAGGUGUUUGCCUAUCAAGAUUCUCUACCUUCCUGCAGACCAGGACAACACUUACACAACCCUUCUCCUUCGGGCUUCUAUAGCAAGAACAUCUGGUUUUCAGAUCAAUGCAAACUCCGUCGAUUUACCAAAACAGAUGUCUUACAGUGCCUGCAGAACAGACCAGUCCAUAUUUUCGGCGACUCAACUUCUAGACAAUUCUACUUGGAAUUUGCCAACAAAUACAAACCUGAGAUAGUGGGGAAGAAUCCAAUAGAUGUUAGUGAGAGUACAAGAGGUCCAAUGUGCGCUAAGAGCGAUAAGUUCAACAUCUCUGUACAUUUCAAAUUUCAUGGUUUUCCCGCUCGUCCAGCGGCAUAUAUUCGCAAAGAGACGGUGACUUACAUUGUCAAUGAAUUAGACGACCUCAAGGUAGACUCAAGAUCAGUAAUCCUUAUUUGCGUUGGAACACACUACACGACAUAUCCUAUAGAGAUGUACGAACAGAGAAUGCGAGAUAUCAAGGCGGCUGUCCAGAGACUGCAUACAAGAAGUCCUCAAACACUGGUGGUCUUCAAAAGCGCCAACACCAGAAAUUACAAGAAGAUCCUCUAUCAGUUACAGAACAGCGAGUGGUAUGUUAGGACCUUGGACCUGGCGUUGAAGUCAAUCUUGAAGGAUUCUCCAGAACUGGCAUUCCUUGACGCGUGGGAUAUGACCAUAGCUCAGAAUUUUAAAGACAAGAUAGGGUCCACAUCAAUGGCAGGACAAGUUGUUCUUGCCUCGAAUCUACACCACUCCAUUGAGCGACCUCAAGGGCCACCUACACCUACUCAGCAAACGUCCUACGCUGAAGUUGUUGGAUCUUCAACGCAGGAUUUCGAGAUGAUUGCACUGAGAGGGAGGCUCAAAUCUGCACCUGCUCUUCCAAUGCUUCCACUGACAAAAGCUCAACAAGGAUGGCACGAGCAUCCAUAUCUCGUCAUGGCAACAUGCAGUUAA